AUGUGUGUGUUUAUCUGGGCUUUGAUUUUGUCAAUCCAGACUGUUGCUGGUCUUCUUGAAUUGAACAUUCAGGAAACAAUAAUUCCGUAUGAAUUGUCAGGUCCGUUUGAUUUUGUGAUAGGAGAAUAUGAAGAUUUUGAAUCCAAGGCGAUGGACAUAGAGGCUCAAUACUGUAGUAGUUCUUGCUCAGAACGAUUUAAAAAUUUGAAUGCAAAUGAACCUAAUUCCCGAUGUGCACCGUGUUUUUGUGACUCUGAUUGUUAUAAGUAUAAUGAUUGUUGUCCAGAUAAGAUUUUAUUUGAGAAACCAGAAACUGAAAUACAACCAGAUACUAAAUACGGCUGCCACGGAACCAUCAUUCGAAAUAGAUAUUAUCAGGAAUUCUAUCAAAUGAUUGACAAAUGUCCAGAAUCUUUCACCAAUCAGGAAAUCAAAGAGAAUUGUCAUAAAUCCGAUUCUAUCCACUGGAAAUACGUGAAACCAUAUUUUGAUUUUAAAACCAAAGAAACCUACCGAAAUAAAUAUUGUGCUCUGUGUAAUAAUGUGAUGAAUUCUAAAUCUUAUGAAACACAAAUAACUUGUCAAACUUUCGAUGAUUAUGGAAACUCGACAAAUUCUACUGAAGUUUAUUAUCACGUGAUCAGUAAUUAUAAAUGUCAGGUGAGAUUUAACCCCCCAACAACACAAUCCAUAGACAGGAGACAAUGUGACACUGUUUAUCAACCAUUUUAUUCUAAAUGUAACAAGACCGGCUUGUGGAAAUUUUACGAUGAACGGGUUGAAAGAGCAUGCGAACUUUACACCAACAUCGUUAACGGAGAAUACAGAAAUGUUUUUUGUCGGCUUUGUAAUGAAGUGAUCUUUUGGCUAAGCUUUAACAAUGAGGCAAACAGCGAAGUUGUUAUCGCGGCACACGGUAUGACUAGUUUGUUAAAUUUAGGCGAUCAAAAUGAUUAUCAGAUGGUUAAGGCAACCCGGCUCUUAGCCACACCAUCAAAACCCACAAUAGCUUGUUCAGAUGAUGAAAUCCUAAAUCCAUUAUCGUGUGGUUGUGAAAAGCUAUUUUGCACAGGGAGUAAAACUUUAAAGAAUGGUCGAUGCCAAUCUGUGUUUUUAGAAUCCAAUAGUUUUGGUUAUGAUAUGUGUGUCAGAGUUGCAGGAACAAUCAAUACUACAGCACCAGAACCGUUCUUAGCGUUUGGUUUUGUCUUACCUAAUUAUGACUCGCCUUACUAUUUGGUAGAUCGUUAUGCUACUCCAGUAAAAGUCGAGGACUGUGGUAACGGAUUCAUACAAAUUGCAGCAGAGGUCAAAACUCAAAUAAUAUUUAUGGAUCUUGUACCUACAGAUGUCACUGAACUUGACCUUGUUAACAAAAUGAAGCAAGUCGGCGAGGAAGUCAAUUCAUAUUAUGAUGGAGAUAUGACAUCCACAUUAGAGCGAGCUUGUCCACCUCCGCUUAACCUCGUACUUCCGGAAUAUGUCGUACCAAAUUCACUAUGUAUUGGAAAGCCGUCAAACUUUUUUGAAUCUUUCGCUCCCAUAAUACCAGAAGUGAAGAAGGCAUUGAAAUUCAUAGAGUUUAUCCCGUUAAGUAAAUUGUUAACAUGUACCCUGAUUCUCGUCAAUUCAUCUCAAGUGACUCAUGAACCCAGGAUACUGACUCUGUUACAUAAUAAUGUGACUCUCAGUUCGGGAGAGUUUGAAAUCCAGGAUGAUCAGUUUGUAGUUUGUACUGAAGAUUUCCUGUUUGGAACCAGUAUUGAUGAAUGUUCUCCGACUGAUGUACACCAAAAUACAACCAAUGGAACGAGAGACGGGAAUAUUUCAGCAACACCUUUAGGUAUCCUGUCUGUUGUUUGUACCUGUAUUUCUUUAUUAUUUUUAAUCAUAACAUUUGUGUUUUAUUGUAUAGUCAAAGAUCUGAGAAAUGUUGUUGGGGUUAACGUAAUGGGGUUAAUUAUAAAUCUAUUUAUAGCUCAAUUAGUCUAUGAAUUUGGAUUAGAACUUUUUGACUAUCCAGUCCUUUGUAAAGCAAUGGGUAUUUCAAAUCAUUAUUUUUGGCUCUCGGCAACAUUUUGGAUGAACUGUUGUACCAUAGUUUUGUUUAUGAAAUUAUCUUUCCCAUUACAUUCUCGAGCUUUUACAACUAAAUAUAUUUUACUAAGAAGUAGUUUAUAUUCUACCAUUACACCAUUAGUAAUUGUAGUCAUCACCAUUGUAGUCAAUAUGAGUAAUAAUGGUACAAUAGGCUAUGGUAAUAGGGCAAAAUGUUAUAUGAGUUAUGCUAAUGAUAGACGCUAUGCUUUUGCCCUACCCCUGGGUUUACUGAUUAUCACAAAUGUUGGAUUGUUCAGUUAUACUUUCAUUAAAAUCAGAGUGGAUCAGGUUGAAUCAACCAUAAACAAAGAAAAUAAAAUAAAUAUAUUGGCCUGUUUAAAACUCUCGGUAAUUACAGGUGUUGCUUGGAUUUUUGCCUUUAUUUAUGAAGCGACUGGUGCCAUAGUUUUUGCGUAUCUUUUCACAAUAUUAGUGGGAACUCAAGGAGUCGUCAUUUUCCUGGCAUUUGUUGCCAAUAAACGUGUUUGUAUGUCUUGUAAGGAUAAAGUUCACGGUACACCAGACUCUAGUAGUAGUGGUAUAUCCAAAAAGAUGAAAUAUUUAAGCGAAUCUAUCGGUAUAAGUACUAUACCAAGUCCAUCUAAAAGUAAAUCUAGUACUGAUUCAGAUAGGGAAUAUUCUAUGAAAGUCGGAAAAAAUGCACCCAAAGUUGACGAAAAUACUGUCCAGUAG
This is a messenger RNA of Lottia gigantea (owl limpet), 2793 nucleotides long. RefSeq lists its product as hypothetical. The record is from RefSeq and is a predicted model, not a curated record. NCBI's taxonomy places the organism in Eukaryota, Metazoa, Mollusca, Gastropoda, Lottiidae. Gene Ontology annotation, cellular component: membrane. Gene Ontology annotation, molecular function: G protein-coupled receptor activity. Gene Ontology annotation, biological process: cell surface receptor signaling pathway; G protein-coupled receptor signaling pathway. Bases 1 to 2793 code for a protein of 930 amino acids. The transcript is spliced from 2 exons.